GGCACAAUUACGUCUUUCACAUCCAAGAGUUUCUAUCCAAGCUUCCAGCCCGCAAGCUACUUCGGCAUCAUCCAGCAAAUCAUCUCACCAACAAUCAUACCACCAAUUGAGCAACCCCUCAAAUACAUCCAGCAUUCCUCUACCUUUGAAAUACCACCACGAAAAAAACUUCUCAAAUAUAAUCAUCAUCAUGUAUCGUCUUGCAAUCAACUCUGCCAUGCGACCAGCAGUCCGCGCAUCCGUCCCAGCUGCCAGAGCAUUUACCGUAUCAGCACGCACUAUGGGCGAGGGAGACACCGGCGCUGCCAGAUUUGGCGGCCAACAAGAUGCCUUUACCAAACGCGAAAAGGCCAAUGAGGAUUACACCAUCCGCCAGCGUGAGAAUGAGAAGCUCUUGGAGUUGAGGAAGAAAAUCACCGAACAGCGUGAUCACUUGAAGAAACUCGAGGACCACAUUUCCGAAAUCGAGAAGCAAUCUGGUGGCGAGCAGAACUAAAUCAACCUGAAAAUUUGCAAACAAAAAAAACAAAAAUCUUCAUGUGUGGAUGGGCGAGGGGGAAGAUGGAAAGGGGGUCGGUUAAGUCGAGUAAGACUGAAUAAGAUGAGAUACGAUAUCAGGAUUGUGAUGAAAUUAUGGUCGGUUAGUUGGUGAAAUUAUUGAAUGUAUAAUACAAUCAUCUCCUCUCCACGUGGUUGCAGAAUUCCAACGUGUGUAAAGCCAAGUUAAUCCGAUUUCAAUGGAACCAAAAAAUAAGUUA
Molecule: messenger RNA, 758 nt
Organism: Botrytis cinerea B05.10
Lineage: Eukaryota; Fungi; Ascomycota; Leotiomycetes; Helotiales; Sclerotiniaceae
Exons: 4
Coding region: 191-496 (101 amino acids)
Biological process (GO): negative regulation of ATP-dependent activity
Cellular component (GO): mitochondrion
Molecular function (GO): ATPase inhibitor activity
Source: RefSeq, a predicted model, not a curated record